This is a messenger RNA of Odontomachus brunneus, 2040 nucleotides long. Its product is annotated as zinc finger protein 845-like. The record is from RefSeq and is a predicted model, not a curated record. Gene Ontology annotation, biological process: regulation of transcription by RNA polymerase II. The coding region runs from base 1 to 2040 and encodes 679 amino acids. NCBI's taxonomy places the organism in Eukaryota, Metazoa, Arthropoda, Insecta, Hymenoptera, Formicidae. Gene Ontology annotation, cellular component: nucleus. The transcript has 4 exons. Gene Ontology annotation, molecular function: DNA-binding transcription factor activity, RNA polymerase II-specific; RNA polymerase II transcription regulatory region sequence-specific DNA binding.
AUGGUUGUGCAUGACCCGCUAGAGGAUCCUCUGUACUUUCCGUAUUAUGAAAAUUUUAUUGGCACAUCUAUUGAUUCCCCGAUCGUAACGGAUGCUGAUGACUCGAAAUAUAAGAUCGAAAUUGUUGAGAACUUCAAUCUACAGGAAGAAUUGAAUCGCGAUAUAAAGAAAGACCAUGAACUAUCUGAUAAUUCCUAUGACAAUAUGCUACCUCGUGAAUCGAUUCAGAACGUAUCGCUUUCCGAAAAUAGUAAUACUUCGGUUACGGAUCGUCCGGAAGCCUAUGAUGUCAACUCAGGGGUGAUCGCCAGGGUGGAACCAGAGUUCUUUUCGAAGUGUACUGCAUGCCACAAACGUUUCAGAUACAAGGCCGACUUUGAGAAACACAGGAACUUGAAUGAUUGUCUGCAAUGCGAAACUUGCUAUCAGAAGUUCGACUUGUUAGAAGACUUCAGUCGUCACAUUAAGAUACAUCGUAAAUCUAUGAGCUACGACUGCUACAUGUGUUCCUACAAGACAGAUACAGUGAAAUAUUUGACUGAACACAUGAAAUCGGAACAUAACACCACCGAUAUAUGCAAAUGUGUCAUAUGCUCCAAAACAUUCAGUCGACGGAGUAAUCUUAAGAAACAUAAAGAAAUAGCUCACGCGGAUAACACACAGUCGAUAAAAUGCGACAAGUGUGAUGGCGUCUUCAAGAACAAAUAUUGCCUAAAGAUCCACCAGCGCAGAAUACACUCAGAGGCAAAUUUUUUUUGCAAAAGGUGUGGAUUUACCUUCAAAACGCAGGACGAACUGGACCAACAUAAUGCCGAGCGUCACGAUUGGACCUGCCCGCAAUGCAACAAAAAGAUAUUAGUAUUCUCUAAUAUAGAACCACACUUGCGACUUCAUAGGAAUGAAAAACCUUUUAUCUGCGACACUUGCGGCAACGCUGACCCACUGGUGGAUCCUCUGUACAUCCCGGAUUCCAAAAGCGUUAAUGAUCAAUCUAUGGCUUCGCCGAGUGUUCCGGAUGCCAACAAUUUGGAAUGUUCGUCCGUUGAAAAUUCUGUCGACUCGUCUCUAUAUAAAAGUAAGCUUCGCAGAAGAAGAAAAACGACCCUCGCGUCGAGAAAAGAAAGUCAUUGUCACGCGAUGCAAGAUUCUAGACGACAUUCAAGAAGACAGAAUGUCAAACGGAAGAAAAUCAACGAGAAGAUGAAGUCCUAUUCGAAAUGCGGCACAUGCGGCAAGUGUUUCAGCUGGGAUGCCAUGGUAAAACACUUGAACGAGCCUAAGUAUUCCUGUCAAAACUGCCGCCAGGUCUUCUGUGUGGAGGUACAGCUAAAUCGUCACGUCGCAACGGUUCACGGAGAGCCCAUAUAUUCCUGCAGUAUUUGCGAAUACAAAAGCAAGAACAAGCGCACCUUGACAGAUCACUUUAUACGAAAACACACGGAAGAAGAUCAGUUUUCAUGCAACAAACAAUUGGCGAUUCAGGAUGGCCAGGAGCAGCAAGCAAAUCGAGUACGUAGUGGCAAGUCGUCCAUCACCUGCAGUAUAUGCGGCCACGUCAGCAAAAACGUACGUGCUAUCAAAGCACAUAUGAAGUACCGUCACUACAAGCCGCAGUUUGUCUGCGAGAUCUGCCGUCGUGGCUUGACUACGCAAAAGAACCUCGAGCAACACCUCGAAUGGCACGAGACCAGGGAGAAUAAGGAGUGUCCGACCUGCCACAAGAAGUGCCGUGUUCGCGACCUCAAACAACACAUGCAAACUCACAGCGAUGCGAAGCUGUUUUCCUGUCCCGUCUGUGACAAGACGUUCCGAGAGCAGUACUAUCGGGAGCAACAUAUGUUGCUUCAUACGGGCAAGAAACCUUACAUAUGCAGCAUUUGCAACCUGACAUUCACCCAGAAACGUCGUCUGAUUGCUCAUAGAAAAACUCAUCCCGGGCCACUUCCUCCGCUACCGGUGGUUCCUGUCGAAAAAAUCAUUGCGGAAUUCAUGAAGAAAUACACGAAGAAAAAUACAAUCAACAAAAAUAACACCAAAUAA